Messenger RNA from Hordeum vulgare subsp. vulgare (domesticated barley), 2016 nucleotides. Its product is annotated as myosin-binding protein 7-like. The record is from RefSeq and is a predicted model, not a curated record. NCBI's taxonomy places the organism in Eukaryota, Viridiplantae, Streptophyta, Magnoliopsida, Poales, Poaceae. The transcript is spliced from 3 exons. Bases 174 to 1649 code for a protein of 491 amino acids.
CGUGCUGGAGCCCCACAAAAAAAAAGCACACGAAACGCCACCGCGCACCACCAAACGCACCAUCGCCGAUUCCCCCAAUCGAAAAUCCAAAUACACAAAUCCAUAGAGAAGAGAAGAAGAGAGGACUCCGAUUUGCUCCCCCCGCCCCCCAAACCCUCGCGCUCGCCGCCGUCAUGGAGGACGAAGACCACGACCACGACCACGACCACGACACCGACUCGUCCCCGCGCCCGUGCUGCUCCUCGCCGUCCGCGGCGGUCCGGUGGCGGCGCUCCGUGAAGCGGAGGCUGGACGGGGAGAAGAGGGGCGGGGAAGGUGAGGGGGAGGGGGCUGCGGCGCGGGUGGAGGCGGAGGAGGAGACCGCGGCGCUGCGGGAGGCGCUGGCGGCGGCGCAGGACACCGCGGCGGCGCUGCGGGUCGAGGUGGAGGAGGAGCGCCUCGCCGCGGCCAGCGCCGCCAGCGAGGCCAUGGCCAUGAUGCUGCGCCUGCAGCGGGAGAAGGCCGAGGUGCAGAUGGAGCUGCGCCAGUUCCGCCGCUUCGCCGACGAGAAGAUGGCCCUCGACGCCGCCGAGAUCGACCACCUCCGCGCCCUCGUCGCCCGCCGCGCGCGCCACCUCGCGCGCGCCCGCUCCAGGCUCCACGCCUACCAGCAGACCUGCCUCCGCCUCGGCAUCCCGCUCCCCGACGCCGACGACUCCGAGGGGCAGGGCCACGAGGACGGUUUCCUCGAGGGCGACUACGAGGACGCCGACUACUACCCGGAGCUCCGCUGCUACAACGGGGAGUACUACUACGACGACGGCCAGGAGGGGAGCGAGGAGGACGCUGUGGGCGUGGAUCUGGAGCGCCGGAUCUGCCUCCUCGAGCACGACCAGGAUGGGGAUGGAGUAGGUCAACUGUCCCUGGAGGAAGACGAGGGCGCCCACCUGUAUGCAGAUGAGGCAUUGCUGGAGCCGGCUGGGCAGGAAACAAGCGGAUUCUCUGCGGACGAGGUGUUACAUGAAGAGACCGUGGAACAAAGGAGCCACCCCUGUGAUGAUGAUGAGUUGCCAGAGUCUCCCAUUGCUGAAUAUGGCGUACAAGAAGGGGGGAGCGACGACGAUGGUUCUGGCAGCGGCAGUGGCAGCGACAGGGUGUACAUGAUCGACAAGGUGCAUCAAGGCGCGUCGGCUCCUACAGCCAGGGUCCUGGAGAAAUACGAAGAUGAGGCGCUUGAGCCAGACAUCAAGACACUAUACAUGAGACUGGAGGCGCUGGAGGCUGACCGGGAAUCGAUGCGUCAGGCUCUGAUGGGAAUGCGCACUGAGAAGGCUCAGCUUAUGCUUCUUCGGGAGAUAGCGCAACAGCUAGCCAAAGACGCUGCUCCGGUUGGCACUGGGGUUGGGUUUGUUCCAGCUGUGCACCAUUUGCCCAGAAAGCAAGCCGUGGGGGUUGCAGAUACAAGGGUCGGGGAAGACAAGAAGACAGCACCCGGCGGGACAUUCUCGAAGCCCGUGUUGUUUAAGUGGGCCAUUGCAUUAUUUUGCUCUCGAAAAAAGAAGCCAUCACAAAGCAGGUAUACAUUUGGAUUAUCAAGUAACAAUGUGGGUUUGCUCAUACUCCUGGACAAGUGCCCUCGGAUUCAGAAGACUCUCAUGAGAAGAAAGUAAAGCCUGUCUGAAGAAGCUGCUGCUGCUGCCUAAUGUAAAUAACAUAGCCGUUGGUUGGGAAGUCUGCAUCAAAUCGCGUUUUAUUAUUCGAAGGUUGGGCGGAGAUGGUGUUGUUUUAAUUCUUUUAGUUGUUGAUUCCUCUUUGGCCCCAAGGGCGGGAUGGGGAUCCUUGUGCCAUGAUCCAGAAAUUGUCAAUGUGGGUUUUUUGGGGGGUCACUUUUGCUUAUAUUUCUCGCCAGCAAAGGCUAUAUGCUUGUAUAGUGCGCGUGUGGACGUGCGGUGCUUGCUGGUUGUUUUUGCUUGCGUCCAGAUUGAUGAAUGAUGAGCUGAUGUCAAGGAAAUUAGCUGCACAUUUGUGCAAACUGUA